Molecule: messenger RNA, 15501 nt
Organism: Scleropages formosus (Asian bonytongue)
Lineage: Eukaryota; Metazoa; Chordata; Actinopteri; Osteoglossiformes; Osteoglossidae
Gene: vps13d
Product: vacuolar protein sorting 13 homolog D
Exons: 70
Coding region: 541-13824 (4427 amino acids)
Biological process (GO): protein retention in Golgi apparatus; protein targeting to vacuole; mitochondrion organization
Molecular function (GO): protein binding
Source: RefSeq, a predicted model, not a curated record
AGCGCCCAGUGUUUUUUUUUUUUUUCAGACGUCCGUGAUGCUGACAUCUACGGGGAGGGCAGCGAAAAGAAACAGAAACAAAAUGAGCUCGGAUACGUAGUUUGCUUGGCGCGUUUUCCCACAGAGAUGCUGUCGCGUCGGCCGUGACUGGGAGUUCUCAUGACUAUCAGUAUCUCGUGAUUAAUGCGCGUGUGGCGAGGGUAGGGGGUCGUUCGGCACAGUGACAGAGUGUGUCAGUGACAGUCAGUGCUGAACUGUUUCGAUUUAGUUACGUGGUACAAACACGCUGACAUUUUUCCCCCGCUGCACACAGAUGAUUCUUCUGUCAGACUGAGUUUCCUCAUUAAGGGUGGAAAAUGUGUUUCACGCAGGGGGGCGGAGCUCUCUGUCGGACUGUUUGAAGCAGGAGGCUGCACUCACACACGCCAUGGUUUUAGAAUUAGGAUUUGGAGGGUGACUGCUGGUAUUCCCCGAUUCAUGCCAAUUCGACCCCGUAACCUCCAUCCCCAGCCCCUCCUUUCCAUACUGUGAUCCUUCACCAUGUUGGAAGGACUAGUUGCCUGGGUACUCAACACCUACCUGGGCAAGUAUGUCAGCAAUCUCAAUACUGACCAGCUCUCCAUUGCUUUACUGAAAGGGGCAGUGGAGCUGGAGAACCUCCCUUUACGCAAGGAUGCUCUCCGGGGGUUCGAUCUACCUUUUGAGGUCAAAGCGGGCUUCAUUGGAAAGAUCACUCUCCAGAUCCCAUUCUACCGGCCACACAGCGACCCCUGGGUCAUCUCCAUGUCCCAGCUGAACCUGAUCAUUGGACCGGCCCACCCCCAGGACUUCAAUGAGCAGGAGGAGAGGGAGGCUGAGCAGGAGAGGAAGAGACAGUUGUUGCUGGCACUGGAGGACAAGUGGAAGAAUGAGCGUGAGCAGAAAGGAGAGUCUUACUGGUACUCAGUCACCGCCUCUGUUGUCACAAGGAUAGUGGAGAAUAUUGAGCUUAAGAUUCAAGGUGUCCACUUGCGUUUUGAGGAUGACUCCUCCAACCCUUCAAAACCGUUUUCCUGCGGUGUAUGCAUCAAGAAUGUGUCUGCGCAGAAUACCACCAAGGAACCGGCACAGAAGCUUUUGAGACAGAAGCAGCUGGAGAUUGAAGAGUUCAGUGUGUACUGGGACACAGAGUGCAGCAUGCUGGCUGAUCUCCCCACAGCAGAGAUCCAGGAAGCCAUGACCCAGUGCAUGCAGAGCCGGGAACACCAAUACAUCUUUGAGCCAGUGUGUGCCUCCGUGCUGCUGUGUAGGAAUGCUUCCAAGGAGCCGCUGCGCUCUCGCCACACGCCUCGUAUUGAGGCUCAGGUGCAGCUGGAGCCAGUCUCCCUAAGCCUCUCACAGGUUCAGUACCAGCAGAUCAUGGAAUUCCUCAAAGAGCUGGACCGCAGGGAGAGGGAGAUGUUGUUCCGCAGAUGGAGGCCUCGUGUCCCCGUAGCUGGAAACUACCGGCAGUGGUGGACAUUUGCCAUCAAUGCCAACCUGAACGAAGUCCGGGAUCGGUGGAGGCGGAGCAACUGGGAGUUCGCUCUGCGACGGGCAAGGGACGCUGUGCUCUACACAAGCCUCUAUAUGGAAAUGCUUAAGGGUUCAGCUCUGAACCCACAGCAGGAGAGGGAACUGGAACGAGUGGAGAUGGAGCAGAACCUGGAAGAGCUGAAAUGUUUGAGGGAGGUUGUCUAUAACCGCUUUCGGAAGCAGGAGGAAAUCGCAGAGAGCAUUCGUGAACCCAUCUCCGACCCAGCUGUAUGUUCCCCCCCUGGCACCAUCCCCAAGAGUGGAAGCUCAGGCAUGCUGCAGUACUUGCAGUCCUGGUUCCCUGGCUGGGGAGGCUGGUAUGGCAGUGACUCCUCAAGCCCAGAGAGCAGGGUAGAUGGACAGGUGAUAUCUGGCGAAGAGCUUCUCCCUGACCAGGGCACGUGGGAUAUCCUGGCCAACACAGAGGAGCUCUUUGACUCUCUGGAAGACUCUCACACCAUGAAUACCUUCACGCGGCGAGACCACCUCUUUGCCCGGCUAGACUUCGUGCUAGAGAAGGGGUCCGUCACUCUCCUCCACCAGGACGAGAAGGGCUCCACCCCUCGUGAAAGAGGCGUCAUUCAGUUAGAAUUCUCAGGGGUACAGAUUGGGGUGGAGUCACUGCCACGCUCUGAAUCGUCUCUGCUCUCGUUGAAGCUGGGUGGGCUCUUCCUUAAGGACCUCUUCACCCAGGGCACCAUCUUCCCUGUUCUUGUCUCCCCAAAACCGGACAAGGUUUCUGUAGCCAUUAACCAGUCAUUCGGACAAACAAGUGGUUCAGAAACAGCCAGCUCAGCCCCUACUGAGUCUUCAGCAGCACCUGUCUUUGAGAUGAUUUAUGAGCGGAACCCACCCAGAUGUAAUUUUGAGAGACGUUUGGAGGUCAAAACCAGACCUCUGAACAUCAUAUACAACCCCCAGGCUAUCAAGAAGGUAGCUGACUUCUUCUACAAAGGCAGGGUCCAUACCUCAGGUUUUGGAUACCAGUCUGAGUUAGAACUGAGGGUGGCUGAAGCAGCUAGAAGGCAGUACAACAAGCUGAAGAUGCAAACUAAGGCAGAGAUCCGGCAGACCAUUGACCAGCUGCUAGUUGGAGAGUUCAUUGAGAACAGCAAGCGUUGGACCAUGAAACUAGACAUCUGUGCCCCUCAGGUGAUCUUACCAGAUGACUUUCAGUCUAAAGAUCCCAUGCUUGUAGUUGUGGAUUUGGGACGUAUUCUCCUCACUAAUUCACAAGAUGAACCUAAAGCAAAGCUGAAGACACCUCAGUCGGAAGCAGACGAAUUAAGUGAUGAUGAAUAUCAGACGCCAUUAGCCACACCCCCUGGAUCUCCACCUCCUGAGCCAGAGGUGGACCUCAAGGAUGCCAGAAAAAGCCCAGAGCUUCUUAGCUUGAAGUCUCCAGAGGAGUUACAACCAUACAGCCGAAAGCUGUAUGAGAAGUACUCUCUGUCUUUCAAUGACUUGCAGAUCAUGGUUGGUCGGCACAAGGACAAUUGGAAACACCUCCAGGAAAGUGAAGUGGGUCCAACCCAUCUUGUGGAAAAGUUCAAUGUGUUGCUGCAGCUGGAACAGAGACUGUGCUAUACUUCUGACCCUCAGCUCCCUGGAGCUGUUCUCUCAGGAACUUUACCUGACCUCAAAGUGCACAUGAAUCUAGAGAAGAUGACUGCCCUCAGGUGUUGCCUAGCCCGUCUUAGCAGCCCAGAAGAUGAGGAUGUGAGCGGAAGAGGCAUUGAGACCUCUAAGUCUCCUGACCCUCAAACACUACGUCAUGAAAAAAUAUUCCAGAGAGUGGACAGCCAGUGGAAGUUACAGGGAUCUGCCAAAAAUCUCACCCAGAGUGUGAUGACACUGGAGCAGCAUACGAGAGAAGUCCUGGUGGAGUCACGCCUUCUUCUUGCCGAGUUCAACAUCAACUACAUGCAGUUAGGAGUUGAAAGUGGUGGACGAUACAUUUCAGUUCUGAAGGUUUUUGGCACAAACGCCCACUUUGUGAAGCGACCCUAUGAUGUUGAGGUUUCCCUCACAGUUCAUGGACUCCUUCUGGUGGAUACACUGCAGACAUAUGGUUCUGACUUUGACCUCUUGGUAGCCUCUCACAAGCACCUCAGCUUUGAUGUGCCUACAGGUAGCCUCAGGGAGAGCCAGCCUGCCUCCCCAGUCUCACCAGACAGUAAACCUCCUGAGUUAUCAGGCUUUCAUGGAGAAUCAAUCCCAGAGUUACAGUUUGAUAAAGUCUCUCACUUUAGUUCUUUUCUUAAAGACCAGGAGGCUCUCAUCAAGUUGGACUACCAAUUUGUCAACUCUGACUGUCCAUCUAUGAAUCUAGACAGUUCCCUCCAAGUGGCCUCCAUGCAAGUAAAUAACUUGGACAUAAUCCUAAACCCUGAAACAAUGGUGGAACUUCUUAAAUUCCUCCAGAGUUCCUUCCCUAAAGAGGAAAGCACUUUGACUCCCACACCUGAGCAGCCAGUCCUGGAGCUUGGUUCUGAAGGUUUAGAGGAGACCUACCAGUCAACUUAUGACCAGAACACAGAGGUGACUGUUGAAAUCCACCGUUUGAACCUGUUGCUGUUGCGAACAAUCACAACUGGCACUGUACUGAGUGGAGAGAAGAAAGGCAUGAAAAUAGCUACUGCGAGUAUCAAUGGCACCAAAGUCAAUGUGUCCAUGGGCAGCCGUCUGGACAUCAACGGCUCCCUUGGUUGCAUUCAGUUGGUGGAUUUGACUCAGGAAGGGGGGAAAAGCCAGUUUGUGGUCAGCAUUGGAAAUAUGGAAGAUCUCCUAGCAGCAGAGGAGUUGGAUUUUUUUUCUACUGCUGGAGGAACACCUUCGGAAGCUCUGAGUUUUCAGCUUCAAGAGAAGUCACAGGGCGAGUGCUCCUUGCAGCUGCAAAUGGCAUCUUUGCAUUACAACCAUUCUGCCAAGUUUUUAAAGGAACUCAGUCUCUCUGCCAAUGAGGUGGAAGACAACUUCCGCUCCAUGCUGAAAUCGGCAGCCACCAAAGUGUCCACUGUGUUAGCCACCAAGACAGCAGAGUACAGUGGUAUGGUGUCAUUAUUUGAGACCCCAUUGAGGAGGUCCAGAUCUCAAAGUCAAAGUAAUUGGAAUUACACUUUUGAAGAUGAGGGUCUUGACAUUCCAGUGGAAGAGCCAACUGUGGAUUCAUUCAUGGUCAAGCUCAACUUAAACAUAAGCAUAGAUUCCCCUGUGGUUUCCAUUCCUCGAAAGCCAGGUCAUCCCGAGCUUCUAGUGGGUCACUUGGGGAGUAUAACCAUUCGGAAUUUUGUGCCUGAACAGGGCAGCUCAGAGAGGGAGAAGCUGCAAGUUGAGGUUAAAAAUAUUCGUCUAUACUCACUCAACACCAGUCAGCUGGAUCUUCGCAAGACCCCCAGGACAGACAGUAGUUCUGCCUCCAGUGCCUCACCUUCCCACACUGAGAGUAUCAACCAAGAUGAUUUGCAGUUCACUCGCCAUGACUUUUUUGAGUCUCUGAGUCGUGGAAAAGCUUUUCACAUCUUGAAGGACACCACUAUCCAGUUCACUGUGGAGAAAGUGCCCCUUGCAGGGGACACACAGCUCUCCUUUCUGUCAGGUGAUGAGCCCUUCCACAGCACAGGACUGCUCCGAGUAGAGGGCAAGUUUGUCGAUGCCGUACAGGUCUUCCUUGCCAAGCCUGUUUAUGAGCAGGUUCUGCAGACCCUGGAUAACCUCUCCUUCAUUGAAGAGGAACGAGGAACUCCCAGUCACCCCCCAACCCCACCACCACCCACCCCAUCCUACACUAAACUUCCCCACUUCCCUGACCCACAGGGUGGGCUUUUUGCUCGUGACCCACCCCUCGUAGGUCUGUCCUACGCUUCCUUAUCCUCCUCCCUCUCAACUCCCAUGCCCUUGCAGGCCCACAGUUCUCCCCAUCAGGCUUCUUCGUUUACCCAGGUGAGGGCCACCUUUAAGGUGGCAGAGUUGCAGGUGCGGCUAAGCGCCGACCUCAGCCAGGGCUCCCAGGGUGUGGUGAGCCUGUGUUUCCAGGACCUGGAAGGGGACUUCUUCAAAGAACACCCCCAGUCUCUGGCAGUGGAGCUGACUCUUCGCUCUCUUCUGAUGGAGGACCUCUUGGAGCCCAACCCAGAUUCCAAGUACAAACACCUUAUGGUCUCCCGGGGCGCUCCCAAGCCCUCCACAUUCAGCCGCAAGGAGUACCUUUCGCAAUCCUGCCCGUCCUCUUCCAACGUCCUUUACCCCGAUAUGCCACGCUCCCUCCCAGCACAGAUGGAAGAAGCGCAGAAUGUCUUUCAGUUCUACCAGAGGCAUACAAGCACUUCAUCUGCUGCGACUCGGAAAAGCAAGAAGGAUCCUGGUUGCCCAAAUACUCCACCACCAUCCCCCACCCAUACCACUGCAUCUUGUCAUCAGCCUUCCAACUUUGAUGAUUCCCUUGUGCACAUAAACAUCCUGCUUGUAGACAGGCGUCACCCGGAGUUCAAGAGCCAUUAUGGAGGUAUUGGACGCAGCGUCGAUGUGGACUUCAACUGCCUAGAUGUCCUCAUCACCUUGCAGACCUGGGUGGUCAUUCUUGACUUCUUUGGCAUCGGCUCCACAGCCAAUAAUCAUGCUGUAAAAGUUCCCUCAGCCUCGUCCCAGCCCACAGCAGGCCACCCGUUCUUCUGCCCCUCUUCAGAAAGCAUGGGAGAGGUCUUCACAGAUGGCCAAGAGGAGGAACUCGCCGAGAAGGUCAACACAAAGCUGGAUCUGAAGGUCCAUUCCUUGUCUCUUGUUCUCAACAAGAAAACCAAUGAGCUUGCUAAAGCUAGUGUCUCCAAGCUGUCUGCUCACUUUGAGGUCAUAGAAGGAGACUUGAUGCUGCAAGGCAGUCUAGGAAGUCUGUCGCUCAGUGACUUGACCCCUCAUGGAGAUCUUUACAGGGAGCGUUUCACCACACGGGGCGGGGAGGCUCUGGUUUUUAACAUCUACAAGUACGGAGAAAGUGAUCCGUACCUGGAGCGGGAGUGCGAUGUGAAGGUAUCCCUGCAGAUGGCCUCCGUGCAGUACGUCCACACACAGCGCUUCCAGGCCGAGGUGGUGGCUUUCAUCCAGCACUUCACCCAACUGCAGGAUGUCCUGGGAAGGCAGAGGGCAGCUGUGGAGGGCCAGGCAGUAUGGGAGCGUCCGCAGCGAGCCGCCCGGGUACUGCUGGACAUCGAUGCUGGCGCCCCCGUGCUCUUGGUCCCCGAGAGCUCCCGCUCACCCCGCCUCCUUGUGGCCAAUCUCGGGCAGCUGCGUGUGCGCAACCGCUUCCUUGCGGCGGGCUCGCGCGGCACCUUCUCCCUCCGAGACAAGGUAGAGAAACUUACCAUGGCACAUACCUUUUUCCCCUCUCUGGACCGUGUCACAGAUGUUCCUUCAAUGGGGCAGGAGAACAGGGCGAGCCGAGAGUCAACAGGGCAGCAGGGAGCCUCUGGGGCCCUGGGUACUGGCUUCACCCUGGGCCGACCCCAGCCGGGCCUGGGCAGGAUGCCCACCGUGGACGUGCCGCUUAGCACCGAGGAACACGUGUGUCUCCUGGACUGCAUCGACCUAGACCUGCAGGAGAUGGACAUCUUUGCUGCCGAACGGCUGCCCUGUGAGGCCUGGGACAGUAGCCGCAAGCAGCCGGACACAGACCUGCUGUUCCCCUCAUUCUCAGUGCGUCGCAGUGGGGCCAGCCUGCUCAAGGAGCACUGUCGUCUUAGCCUGAAGGUGGAGAGGAACCUGGACAGGGAGCUGAGCCACGCCGUGCCGGACAUGACCAUUCACGGCAGACUGUCGUCCGUGCACUGCUCUUUGGAUCUGGAUCGAUACCGCCUGAUCCGUGGACUCCUGGAGAAAAACCUGGGUGAACCCGUGGAGGAAUUCCUCAGGCCUUACAAUCUGCAGGACCCCAGUACUUAUACGGUGUUGAGCGGUGAUGUGUUCACUGGGCUCUCCUUUCUUGUGGACAUGAUGGAUGUAAGCCUUGAGUUGCUCAACACCCCUGCUACCACAGGGCACGUGUCCUCCUUGGCCAGAUUUGACUUCAAGAAGUCCAAGCUGCUCUUUGAAAGCUUUUCCAACGGGUCCAAAUCUGUGAAUCUGGUGUCCCACUCGCUACUGGCAUACGACACUCGCUACAGGGCGUCCAGCACGACCUCCACCAGCAGCAGACACGGGAAGCCCAAUGUGUUUGACUGCAUCCUACAGCCCUCCAAGACCGGUGCAAACCGGGCCUCGCUGCAGUUGGAGCUGCAUUACCGCUCUACACGGGAAUCAUCUUCUUUCACUGUGGUGCUCAACAACCUGCGUGUCUUCCUCAUAUUCGACUGGCUACAAUUGGUGCGCGAUUUCCUGAAGGUGCCGGCAGAGAGGGGCGGAGCGCCAUCCCGGCAGCGCUGGCCCAGCGGCGGCAGUGACCCGGGCACCACGGGAGCUGUCAUGCCUAAGACAGUGAAGAGUGGCGUGGUGACCAAGAGGUCCACAAUUCCUGUGACACAGGAGCGCAGCCUGGAGGUCAAGAUCAACGUGACUGGGACGGAGUUUGUGGUGGUGGAGGAUUCCUCCUGCCUGGACAGCAAUGCCAUCAUCCUGAAAGGAACCACAGUGCUCACCUACAAGCCCCGUAUCUUGGACCGCCCGUUUUCCGGGAGCCUGGCUGGCAUUGAGGUGUUCUCCUGCCGGCUUGGUAGCGAACAGGAGACGGCGCUCUCCAUCGUGGACCCUGUCAACAUCCAGCUGGAGCUUUGCGGCAGCCCCACCUACCAGAGCAGUUCUGGCCUGCUAGAUGCUUUCAACAUGGAGGACUUCCCACCAUUGCUGGAGAUUCAGGUUCCAGCCCUGGACAUCCGUCUGUCCUACAAUGACAUUCAGCUCUUCCUGGCCAUUGCCAAGUCCAUCCCCACUGCUGGUCCCCCGUCCUCCAGUGAGCCUGGUGCCAGCACCCAGGGAGGCUCAUCCACAGCCAACCUAGACGCCUCCACCAGCCAGAAGGAUCUUUUCAGGCACAAGACAGAGGCUUUACUCGAGGGCCAGUUAUCCCGGUUACAGGACCUGGGUUUUAGGAAGGAAGACUGCAGAAAAGCACUCAUCCACUGUAGAGGACAAUUGGACCAGGCAGCUACAUGGCUGUUGGAGAAUGCUGAGGCAACGACCACAUCAGUGGUGGGCAGGACUGAUUCUGCUGGUCAUUCAGCUCUGCCCCUUUCGGGAGUGGAAGUGAAGGCUGACAGCGUAUGCAUAUGCUUCAUCGACGACUGCCUAGACUGCGACAUACCGCUGGCUGAGCUGACCUUGUCACAUCUGUACGCUCUUCAGCGCAUCGGCUCCAUCCGGGAGGGCAAUGCCACAUUCACCCUCUCAGUGGAUUACUACAACCGUGAACUUUCUGGCUGGGAGCCCUUUAUUGAACCCUGGCCCUGCCUACUCACUUGGCAGCAGCAGGCUGCAGGUCUCCUCCACCCACCACGCCUCAAGGUGAGCGUGCGGGCCAAGCAGAGGCUGGAUGUCAACAUCACUUCCGUCUUACUAGAGCAGUACAGCACCACCAAGAGCUCCUGGCUGGCCGACUACUGCAAGGAUAAGGACGAGGCAGAGAUGCCUGGCUCUUCCACCUCCGUACCCUGGAUGGGCUCCUCCGUGGACCCACCCUGUUUUGGCCAGAGUCUUCCACUUGCCUAUCUUAGAACUAGAAGCACUGCCAGCUUGACUUGUCUCGAGCAGCAGAUUCAUGCCAGAGUGGACGUGAAGCUCUCUAGGCGGAGGCAGCCCUUCGUACCCUUUGCCCUGCGGAAUCACACGGGCUGCACCCUAUCUUUUGCCACCCUCACCACCACCCCUACCAGGGUAGCGCUCUCUCACAGCGGGAGUGCCGAUUCAAUAUCUGACCCUCAUGGACCUGGUAUGGAUGACACCCACAAUGUGAGCCAGUGGAGAGAGGUGCUGCCGGGGGAAGAGAUCCCCUUCGAAUUUGAGGCCCGGGAGAAGCUGAGACACAGGCACACUCAUGAGCUGAAACUACACCAGCUGCUGGUGCGUGUGACUGGGUGGGAGCAGGUGAAGCCUGUCUCGGUCGACAAAGUAGGGGUCUUCUUCCGCUACGCCGCCCCCGACCGUAACAACCCCUCCAGCACGGUUGGCAGCCCCAUCAGUCGAACCAACAUCAUACAUCCCCAUGUUUAUUUCUCGGCCCUACCCCCAGUCAGGGUGGUCUUUGCCAUCACAAUGGAGGGCAGCGCACGUAAGGUGAUCACCGUUCGAUCAGCCCUCAUGGUGAAGAACCGCCUGGAGGUGCCCAUGGAACUACGCUUGGACAGCCCCUCUGCCCCUGAUAAACCGGUGGUACUGCCUCCUGUCUUACCCGGUGAGGCCCUGGCGGUGCCCCUCCACCUCACCUCGUGGAGGCUGCAAGCUCGGCCCAAGGGCCUGGGCCUGUUCUUCUGCAAGGUGCCCAUCCACUGGACCAGUGUGGAGCGUGCUGGGGAGGUCAGCAGCAGUAAGCGAGAGUGCCAGUCCGCCGACUUCGAGGACCACCUCAAACGCAGCUUCAGGUUCUGCGUUGUGAUAAAGAAGGAGAACUACCCCGACCAGCAGCCUGCAAAAGUGGUGUCCGGGGGCCCCAAGCAGAUCUACCGGCAGCCAGGCCACACUAUAUACCUGCUGCCCACGCUGGUGUUAGCGAACUUGCUGCCCUGCGAUCUCAACUACUACAUCAAGGGCACGUCCAUCAAGGGCACCAUGAAGCCUGGCAAGGAGGCCAUCCUGCAUGCUGCCGACACAUCCCAGAACAUGGAGCUCGGCGUGCUGCUGGAGAACUUCCCUGUGUGCAAAGAGCUGCUGAUCCCCCCUGGAACGCAGAACUACGUGGUUCGAAUGCGGCUGUAUGAUGCCAACAAGCGCCUGCUCUGCCUCAUCAUCCGCAUCAUCCUCCGGGCGCAGGGGGCGCUCAAGAUCCUCGUGUCUGCGCCAUACUGGCUUGUCAACAAAACGGGCCUUCCUCUCAUUUUCCGUCAGGACAAUGCCAAGUCAGAUUCAGCGGGACAGUUUGAGGAGCAUGAAUUGGCCCGUAGUCUCAGCCCCCUGCUUUUCUCCUACACUGAUAAAGAGCAACCAAACAUGUGCACGAUGCGCAUUGGGAAAGGCAUCCAUCCGGAUGGCGUGCCGGGCUGGUGUCAGGGCUUCUCUCUGGAUGGUGGAAGCGGAGUGAGGGCGGUCAAGGUGAUACAGCAUGGGAACAGACCAGGACUCAUCUACAACAUAGGGAUCAACGUGAGAAAAGGAAAGGGUCGCUAUAGGGACACGCACAUUGUGACCUUUGCACCCCGGUACCUGUUGGACAACCGGUCAUCCCACAGACUUGCAUUUUCCCAGCGAGAGUUUGCUAAAGGAAAGGGCACUGGGAACCCAGACGGAUACAUAUCCACUCUUCCUGGCUCCAGUGUGGUUUUCCAUUGGCCCAGGAAUGACUACGACCAGUUACUAUGCGUGCGUCUCAUGGACAACCCAAGCUGUACCUGGUCUGGGGGCUUUGAGGUGAACAAGCCCAAGUCGUUCCACAUCAACAUGAGGGACACUUUAGGGAACUGUUUCUUUCUACGAGCUGAAAUCAGCCUCAAGGGGGCGAUGUAUCAGAUCUCCUUCAGUGAUACCGACCAGCUGCCCCCACCGUUUCGCAUCGACAACCUUUCAGAGGUGCCCAUUCAGUUCUGGCAGCAUGGCGUGGUUGACCUAUGCCUGCACACGGAGGUGAAGGCCGGUGCCGUGCUGGACUAUGCCUGUGACGAACCCACCCUCCCCCCUUACCUCAUCCUCACGGUCAAAGGGGCCGGGUCUUCAGAGGUCACUGCUGACAUGAACUUCUUUAGGGAGUACAACAAGCUCUACUAUGAGAACUACAUCUAUAUUGCUGCAACAUAUACCUUCUCCGAGAGUGCCGAGAAUAGGCCGGUGGGGAAGAGUCUUUCCAUGAGCUGCGCCGAGCUGGUGCUGGAUGUGGAGACAAAGACCCAGAGGGUCAUUCUAAAGAAGAAGGAACCAGGGAAGCGCUCACAGCUUUGGAGGAUGACUGGCUCGGGCAUGCUGUGCCACGAAGGCUCCUCCCCCCCGCAGAGUAAGCCUGCGCAGCCCCGCCCCCUCAACUCCUCCCUUGUCCUGGACAUUGCUGGAUUGGCUGCUGUUACUGACAACAGCUAUGAGCCCCUUAUGUUGCGGAGACCAGAUUCUCGAAGGAGCACAACCCAGACUUGGCACUUCAGCUCUGGCAUGCUGACCUGUGGCCUUCCCAGGCUGGUAGUGCAGGUGAAAGGUGGGGUUGCAGGGUUGUAUGACGGGGCAGAGGUGGUCCUCGGCCCAGACUCGAGUCUUCUGGAUGUUCCCCCCACACAGCAGUUCAUCAACCAAAAGAUGCGCCCUGGCUCAGGCGUGCUGUCUGUGCAGGUCCUGCCCGACGGGCCCACAAGGGUCCUGCAGAUUAGCGACUUCAAUCAGCGACGCACUGCCCGCAUAUCCCCAAGCACAGAGGAGGAAAAGAGCAAGGAGAACAAGCAGAAGAACCUUCCAGAGCAGGAGCUGGAGGUGCUGGUGAACCUGCACGAAGGGGUGGGCCUCUCACUGGUCAACAAGCUUCCUGAGGAGCUCGUCUUUGCCACACUGUCUGGCAUCACCGUUCACUUCACCCGCACAGCCGCCAGCCAGGUUCUGGAGCUCAGCGUGCAGAACAUCCAGGUGGACAAUCAGCUGCUGGGCACCACCCAUCCGGUGGUUCUGUGUGUUACCCCCAGCUCUAGCGAGGGUACAGGGACAGGAGACGUGGGCCCUGCCCUGCAGGUCAAUGCCGUCAAGGUGCCCAGCAGCCUUAUGCUAACAGAGCUCUUCAAGCACCUGAUGGUGACGACGCGCCGCUUCACGGUCAUCAUCGAGGAGAAACUCCUGCUAAAACUACUCAGUUUCUUUGGUUACGGACAGGUUGAGACAGAGGUGGAGAAGUUAGAUGAGAACCUGUACGAGAAGGCCAGCGAGGAUGGGGGCACGCCCAAGCGGUAUUACUUUGAGAACCUGAAAAUCAGCUUGCCCCAGGUCAAGCUGAGCGUGUUCACCUCCCACAAGCUCCCUCUGGACCUCAAGGCACUAAAGGGAACUCUGGGAUUCCCACUCAUCCGAUUUGAAGACGCUGUCAUCAACAUGUACCCUUACACGCGGGUUCACCCUUACGAGACCCAGGAAAUCAUCCUCAAUGAUAUCCUGAAGCAUUUCAGAGAGGAGCUGAUAAGUCAGGCGGCCCAGAUCCUAGGAUCAGUUGACUUCCUGGGGAACCCCAUGGGGCUGCUGAACGAUGUCACUGAGGGCGUGUCUGAGCUCAUCAAGUAUGGCAAUGUCAGCGGCCUCAUCCGUAACGUCACGCAUGGGGUUUCCAAUUCAGCUGCCAAGUUUGCUGGAACCUUGUCUGACGGGUUGGGGAAGACCAUGGACAACCGUCACCAGAGCGAGAGGGAGUACAUCCGGUACCACGGUGCCACCAGCGGGGAGCAUCUGGUGGCAGGCAUCCACGGACUGGCCCAUGGUAUCUUAGGAGGCCUGACUAGCGUCAUCACAUCUACAGUGGAAGGAGUGAAGACAGAGGGGGGCGUCAGCGGCUUCUUCUCAGGACUGGGGAAGGGCCUGGUGGGCACUGUGACAAAACCAGUGGCCGGGGCGCUCGACUUCGCCUCGGAGACUGCCCAGACCGUUCGGGAUAUGGCCAGCCUUAGCAACCACAGGCUCUGCAUCCAGCGGGUACGGAAGCCUCGCUGCUGUAAGGGACCCCAAGGGCUGCUGCCAUGCUUCUCCUCCACCCAAGCAGAUGGACAGGAGCAGCUCUUCCGUCUCACGGACAACAUCCAGUCUGAGUUCUUCAUUGCCGUGGAACAGAUGGACACCUACUGCGUGCUCAUCUCCUCCAAGGUGGUGUACUUCCUGAAGCCAGGGGAUUAUGUGGACCGCGAGGCCAUCUUCCUGGAGGUCAAGUAUGAUGACCUCUACCAUUGCCUGGUCUCAAGGGAUCACGGGAAGGUGUAUGUGCAGCUCACCAAAAAAGCAGACAAUACCAGUAGCGCUGUUGCUAUCCCAGGCCCCUCCCACCAGAAACCCAUGGUUCACGUGAAGAACGAAAACCUUGCUGUCAAAAUUACACAAGAGAUCAACUAUGCCAAGAGCCUUUAUUAUGAGCAGCAGCUCAUGCUGCCGCCCAGUGAAAAUGAAGAUUACCUGCUACUGGAAUCCUAAGCGACAUUGGCUCAACAGCACGGUGGUGUCCUCAGCAGGGUAAUGGGAAUGCUGAAGAGUGUCCCAUCACUAGACCUAUUACGAAGUUAGUAAACUCCCGCGUCUUUGUUGGGAGAGACCUCAUUAAGAACACAAAUUGGGAUGGUGAAUAAAUCCUAGGAAGCACAGGUAUAAAAAUAAGAAAAUAUGCAACAAGUAUUUUAUUAGAAGAGAACACAAGAAGACUUACAAAGAUGUUUUAUUUUACAAAAAGAUGUUUAUAAGAUUAUAUGUGUGUACGCACAUACAUUUAGUGUCUUGUACAAAGAGUGCAACACUACCAGUCAUGUAGUGUACAUAUAUUGGUGAUACAUGAUGGAGAUUUCCACAUUAUGAAGUGAAAGGAGUUUGGGAAUGUGGUGUAUAGCUGCCUUUAUGAUUCUCUUUUAUUUUCUCGAUGUAUAUAAACGGGGUUGGAGCCACUGUGUCGAUUGCACUGAUGCCGACAGGGUGAUGGCUGUCUGUGUGUUGUAGCUCCUGCAAUUCCUGCUCGCAUGCUCAUUCACUCACUAGGAAGCAGCGUAGACAAGUUGGGCUCACUUUGCACCUCUUGUACUACUCCAGGGGCCUGUGUGCAGUUUUCUUGUUUGAGAGGCACCUUUUUUUUUUUUAAAAAAAAAAAAAAUUUAAAUAAUUGAAACUUCCCUUCCUAACCUCAUAUCACAGGCACAAUGAUGUUUGCUUCACAUGGUUUCCUCCAGUGGUGCAUCACGGUUGCUCCGCUGGGCUCUGCUGCUGGGGGCAGUGAAGGAAGGGUUGGGAUCCGUUGAAUAAAGCACCACAGCUCUGCGGUGUUCCAAGACUGACAUUUCGUGCCUUUUGUUGAUCAGGGUACAUUUAACAAUGUCCUGGACUGUUACGAGCUCUCUGUUAAACACACCGAAAUGCUUGCUGCUCUCCAGUGAUUUAAAUCAAGUUAAUGAGCAGCAUAGCAGUUUCCUUUUUGUCAGUGCGGAGCAUCAUUCUUCCUCCGCUAUAGCAGCCCAUUUAGUGAAGAUGAUUUAGGGCUGUUUCUCCCAGAUUUUGAGACAGCGUGAGCAAGCAGUGUCUUCCUUCCCUCUUGCCGUGGUCGUAAUGAACUGCAGCGGCUGCUUUCGCUGCAUCUUUAUGGACUCCGUUACGGAUUCUGAGCGGAAUCAAGGCAAGGGUCGCUCUCCCGGGGACGCCGCACGUCCUCUCACUUGCACCCCAGCUGCUCCAUGUGCACUAUGUUUGAAGAACCAGUCUGCAGUAUUUGUUUGGAAAGCGGUGUCUUGUAUCCAAGGUAUACCGUUCCCUGCGCUCGCAGUGGGUCGACACUAAGGAAUGCAAAUAUUUUAACCCAGCUGUUUGUGAAAUGCAUAUAUCCGCGCUCUUGACGUUUUAAUGCUGGAGAUAACUGACAGUUCAAAAAGGAGGGAGUUCUUGUAGUUCAGCCUUGGUGAAUUUCAGUGGUUCCCCACAUUACUACUGGAUUACUGAGGCUGAGUAAAGUAGUUUUAUGUGAGGAAAAAGGUUGAAUAGGUGUGCUCAAUGAGUUGAAUAUUUUUUUUCUAAAGCACUUUUUUCAAUGCAAAGCUAACUUGCAUAAGCUGAUCCAAUAAACCAAGUCAGUCUUACUAGUGAAAUAAAAAGUCUGUUAAACAAGCAUACACAAAA